AAAAACAAAAAUAUCUGGACAGUGGAUUUAUUUUUCCCCUCCUGGUUGCGUUUCAUCCGACGCCCCUUGAACGCACCGGCAGCAGAUGAGAACCAAUCGCGUGCGACAUCCUGCCGGGGAGAGAAAACGGUCUGUUGAAAACCGAGACGUGAAGCGGAGCGGAGGGUAGAAACUCACCGGCACCGGGUCUACUGUCUCCAUCAAACCCACCUUCCUUCGGAGUGAAUGAGAGAGCAGACCUCCACCCUGCAGACUCAGAGAGAACACACUCCAGGUUACCUGAACAGAAGCGCAGAUGGACACCAGGAACAACACUGAAGAGAAACCCGUCCAGCGAUCUAAGUCCUUCAGCUUUAAAACCGCAAAGGAAUUGUGUACAUCAUGUGAGAAGACAGUCUACCCGAUGGAGAGAUUGGUUGCCAACAACAUGGUCUUCCAUUCAACAUGCUUCUGCUGCAAGCAUUGCAACGCCAAACUCAGCCUUGGCACCUUUGCAGCCCUUCAAGGCGAAUUCUACUGCAAACCCCACUUUCAGCAGCUGUUCAAAAGCAAAGGCAACUACGACGAGGGCUUCGGACGCAAACAGCACAAAGAGCUCUGGGCCUCCAAGGAGACAGAUGAUAUAACAAAGACGGCAUAAUCAUGUCUGCCUGUGUCCCAUCCCUUCCCUGUCUCUUCCUUUUUUUGUCCCUCCUUACACCUCCAUCACGAUGAACACACGCCUCAUGUGCUGGGGCACUGUUAAAAUCACCCACGCUCUCACUUGCUUUUUGAAGGCCAUCAGACACAGAUACAUGCACAAACAGAUAGGACAAGACUUGACAGUCAUAAUCAUAAUUUGGGGAUUCUGGGUUUGAUUUUAUUAAUGUGUAUUUUCUUAUUUCCUUCUUUGGAAUUGGUAGAUGAUUGUGACCAAAUGCCUUCUCUGAAAUGGGGAGUGUGAUAAUAAUCACUUGUAUUAUUUCCUUUUUUAACUCCUUUUAAUGAUUUGCACCCUUUUAUUUUUUGAGUAAGUAAUCUGUAUGCUCAGGCAAACAUAUCAGAGGGGUUACAGAGCAUCUAUGUUUUGCAGUCGAGCAUAAACUCAGGUCAGUUUUCACCCAAGGAUUUUUAAAAACAUAAUUUCACUCAUUUAAAAAAAAAAGCUAACUCAAAUCUAAACAACAGUCCUCAGUAUGGUGAGUUCACUGUCAGAGACGUUCAUGUCAGUUUGUCAGGUUUCAUAUAUUUGAGGAACAAACAGGGUACAGAGUACUGUAACACAACCGCACACAUCAGCAACGGCUCACCUCUCGCUUUUUUUUUUUUAACUUUUUGUUUGUUUUGUUUUUGUUGCUUCAUCCCAUGGUUUGUUCUUAUUUUAUUGACCACUUUAAGUCUUAUCCUUGCAUGUCGGGAUGACUGGGUUUUAACAGCCUUAUCUUAUGACUGUAUCGAUCUUUGUUGUUGUGAAUGAUUUCUUUGUCUCCAAAUCACUCUUCAAAGGGUUUCUAAAAGCACUUGAGUUUGGAUUUGUUGAUGUCAUGGCAGAAGUUGAUCCUCUCUGAGCUUUUAUGGUUGAAAUUUUAAUGGAAUUCUCAGAUUGUGUUUUGUAUUGGUCUGUACAUAGAGCUGUAGUUUGUGAUUUAGUGAACAUUCCCCACAGAACUCUUGUCUCGCACAUACGACCGCACAUCAUCACCAGACAAGAUGUUGAUAAUCACAGGGAAGCUGAUGCUUGUUCGUAAACAUCCCUCACACCUUCAUGUGGAACAUUAUCAGAGCAGGCAUUUACAUUCAGUUCAGUUGAUCACUAAAGAUACAUUUCUUUGCCACAAAUGAGGAUGUUGACGGACGAAGCUGAAGCCCCGCAGGAAAUCACACAACUUUGUUCCCUCGUCAUUUCACUCGUCAGUUGUGGCGUCUUGAGAUUCUGUUCUCCAGCUGUAUCUAAGUGUGUUCAUAUAACUGGUGGGUUUCACGGGGGCGUAGAUGGAUCCUACCCAGUCACUCCUUAACAUACAUUGCCAUUUGUUCCCCACAGUCCCAUCCGGCUAGAGCAGACAGGUUUUCUUUUUUUAAAUUACUUAAUGCCUUCCUGUUCUCGUCUCCUGUCUUAGAACCUAAAUGCAUCUUAGCACCUGGACCUAUUUCUAGUAUUGAAUUGACCGUGGGUGUCUGAGGGAGGGUUUGUCACAGUGUUGGCCCCUUUUGUGCUCCUGCAUGCUGCAUGCCAAACCCGGUACAGAGCACCCCCUACUGGGGAAAAUGUGACAGUAAUGACUGGAGGAAGUGAGAGAAGAGGAAGAAAAAAUAUCUUGCCUGUGAAUUCUAGGAAGCCUUUAUUCAAAGUUUUGUAAUAUGUUGCCUCAGUCUGCUGUGCGGCCACUGCACUUCAGCAACUUUAAUCUUAUUUAAUUCCUACACCUAAGAGAAAUUAAUCCAGUUAGAAAAGAUUCCACUUCUAUUUUUUCAUUCUACACAAAGAAUGAGUUUAAAGCCAUUAAAAUCUCUCAUUUUAGGAAAUGACUACCACUAAGACUUGACUGACACUUGAAUGACACAAAGUAGUUUUUGUGACUGAAGGUGUACUGUGAAUUUGAGCAUGUCGUGCUGAAGAGAAACUUAAAACGAUGGAUAUUUCCUUGUUGUUUUUUUAAAGAAGCCUUAGAAAUGAGUAGCUGACCUUGUUGCUUUUUCAAACGAAAGCUUUGAGUCCACAAAUCUUGACCAAGAAAUGUCCUGUUCAUGCCUUUUCAGAAACAGGCAGGCUAACUUUAGAUCCCCACUCUUUAACAUAUGAUUACUUCACUCAACCAGCAGCCACUCUCUGAUGUAACCACUUUUUAUCCACAUAUAUCGUUCAGUACCUUAACUUGUGUGACGGUGUGUAUUUUAAAUUUUCUUUUCAAUUAUUCAAACGGUCCGCUGCAUCCCUGAGAAUGCUUUAAAAUCGAGAGUGUUGUAUCUGGAAAUGCUGUCUUUGUCAUUCUCCGUUAGCAGUUCGCCAAGGUACAGCUGCAGCAUCUGCGAAUUGCAAUGUCUCCGUGUAACAGAGCAGAUAAGGUACACUUAACACUGGUGCCAAGAGGCUCAGGUGAAUGAUUGCAGUGUAACGUUUUAAUGUUAAACGUGUGAGUCUUUUAAUUUUUGUGCUAUACUUGAUGUGGACUUACUUUUCAAUGCUGUUGUUAUCGAGACAUUUUAAAUGUAUGCAUCUUUAAAUUUGAUCUGUUUUAAACUUGACCUGUGGAUUGAGGUGGCCUUACAGCAAAAGGACGUGUAGACUGUGUUUGCAGUCUUUCCUCUCUAUCCCCCCUUCUCUUGCUAGCUGUGGUAUGGAAGUGUAUCAUUUUGAAAACGUAAGCGCCCCCUUUCUACGCCAAUACACACAUUCAUUUUGUGCAUUUUCUUCCUUGUUUUAUUUUUCUUUUUUACAUGCUUUUUGAGAAAAAAAAAUAAAAUGCUGGUGUUGAUUAA
Molecule: messenger RNA, 3459 nt
Organism: Notolabrus celidotus (New Zealand spotty)
Lineage: Eukaryota; Metazoa; Chordata; Actinopteri; Labriformes; Labridae
Gene: limd2
Product: LIM domain containing 2
Exons: 4
Coding region: 296-640 (114 amino acids)
Biological process (GO): actin filament bundle assembly
Cellular component (GO): plasma membrane; actin cytoskeleton
Molecular function (GO): actin filament binding
Source: RefSeq, a predicted model, not a curated record